AUGGAAAUGCAGAGCUUCGAAAAGCAGCCGCAGCUGCACAAAAACGAAAUCAAGGUGAUGGAGGAGGGCGAAUCUAGUUCGCUCGCAGACGGGGUUCUGGAGCAGCAGUCGCAGAUCGACACGGCGUCGUCGCAGGAGCGCGGGAUCCAGAGAGCGCUCAAGCCGCGGCACGUGUCGAUGAUCGCGCUGGGAGGCACGAUUGGCACGGGUCUCUUCGUGGGUAUCGCCAACCCGCUGCGCGACGCGGGCCCCGUGGGGUCGCUGAUCUCGUACCUGUUCAUGGGGUCGCUGGCGUUCUUCGUGACGCAGUCGCUGGGAGAAAUGGCCACGUUCAUCCCCGUGGCGUCGUCGUUCACGGUGUUCACGCGGCGGUUUCUGUCGCCCGCGCUGGGCGCGGCCAACGGGUACAUGUACUGUUUCUCGUGGUGCAUAACGUUCGCGCUGGAACUGUCGAUCGUGGGCGAAAUCAUCCAGUACUGGACGCUGGGCGUGCCCAACGCGGCGUGGAUCAUUAUCUUCUGGGUGCCCAUCUCGCUGUCCAACCUGGUGUCGGUCAAGUUCUACGGUGAGUUCCAGUUCUGGAUCGCGCUGAUCAAGGUGAUCGCGAUCGUGGGGUUCCUGAUCUACUGCCUGUGCAUGGUGUGCGGCGCGGGCAAGACCGGGCCUGUCGGGUUCCGCUACUGGCGCAAUCCGGGGCCCUGGGGUGACGGUAUCAUCUCCAAGAGCAAGUCCGAGGGUCGCUUCCUGGGCUGGGUCUCCUCGCUGGUCAACGCCGCGUUCACGUACCAGGGUACCGAGCUGGUCGGCGUGAGUGCCGGCGAGUCCGCCAACCCGCGCAAGACCGUGCCCAAGGCCAUCCGCAAGGUGUUCCUGCGUAUCCUGCUGUUCUACGUGGGCUCGCUGUUUUUCAUCGGCCUGCUCGUGCCCUUCAACGACCCCAAGCUCGACUCCACCGCCAACUAUUCCGCCAGCUCGCCCUUCAUCAUUGCCAUCCAGAACUCCGGCACCCGCGCGCUGCCCGACAUCUUCAACGCCGUGAUCCUCACAACCAUCAUCUCCGCGGCCAACUCCAACGUCUACGUGGGCUCCCGUGUGCUCUACGGCCUGGCCAAGGAGGGCCUGGCCCCCAAGAUCAUCGGCAGGAUCAACCGCCACGGUGUGCCUUACAUCUGCGUCGGCAUCGUCUCCUUAUUCGGCUUCCUGGGCUACCUGAGUGUCUCCAGCGGCUCGGCUAAGGCCUUCGACUGGCUGCUGAACAUCACCGCCAUCGCGGGUUUCUUCGCCUGGCUCUUCAUCUCCCUGUGCCACAUCCGCUUCAUGCAGGCUCUGAAGUACCAGGGCAUCUCCCGUGACGACCUGCCCUUCAAGGCCAAGCUCAUGCCUUGGGGUGCCUACUACGCGGCCUUUUUCAUCCUCCUGAUCAUCAUUAUCCAGGGUUUCACCGCCUUCGCGCCCAAAUUUAACGUCUCCAACUUCUUCGCCGCCUACGUCAGUGUGUUCCUGUUUAUUGCCGUCUGGGUUAUUUUCCAGGUGAUUUUCAAAAGUAGACUAAUACACAAGGUCGAGGACGUGGACAUCGACAGCGACAGACGUGAAAUCGAGGCCGAGGUGUGGGAGGACGACGAGCCCACCAACCUGUGGGGCAAGUUUUGGGCCGCGAUGGCUUGA
Molecule: messenger RNA, 1668 nt
Organism: Lachancea thermotolerans CBS 6340
Lineage: Eukaryota; Fungi; Ascomycota; Saccharomycetes; Saccharomycetales; Saccharomycetaceae
Product: amino acid permease
Exons: 1
Coding region: 1-1668 (555 amino acids)
Biological process (GO): amino acid transmembrane transport
Cellular component (GO): membrane
Molecular function (GO): amino acid transmembrane transporter activity
Source: RefSeq, a predicted model, not a curated record